AUGUAUGGAGGAGACGAAGUCUCGGCUAUCGUGCUGGAUGUUGGAUACACAAGCUGCAAGGCUGGUUUUGCGGGCGAAGACAACCCCAAGGCAGUUUUCCCGACGGCUGUGGGUGUCGUUCGCAGUGGCAAGGAUGGAGUGGUGGGAAAGGGACCGGCGGCUCCUGGGGAGAAGAUGGAUGUGGAUCCUCCAGCAGCAGGGGCACCAGCGGCAGCGGCGGCGGCAGCAGGGACAACAGCAGGGACAGAGGAGGUCAAGUACAAUAUCGGAACACAAGCCUUGAGCAUUCGAAAGGACUUUAUGGAUAUUGAGAACCCAAUUCAAGAUGUCAAGGAUUGGGAUCUUGCACAGAAACUUUGGGAUCAUGCGUUCAAAGAUCGACUGAGAAUAGUCCCGGAAGAGCACCCGAUGCUCUUGGCUGAGCCAUCGUUCAACAGCAACGAGUGCCGAGAGAAGCUUCUUGAGAUCAUGUUCGAGCACUACAAGGUACCAGCGGUCUUCAUCUCUAAGAAUGCGGUGCUGUCUUCUUUCUCGUGUGGGAGAUCAACUGCCGUUGUUCUCGAUUCCGGAGGUGGAGCGACGUGUGUUGCUCCCGUUCAUGAAGGCUAUGUCCUGCAAAAAGCCAUUGUCCGAUCUCCUUUCAGCGGGGAGAAGUUGACAGAGUACUUGCUGAGUGUGCUGGAAGGGAAGGGAACCAACGUCCGUCCUCCUUACAUGCUCAACAAGAAGAUUGGCAAGGACGGAACGAUCGCCAGCGUAACUGAGAUCACCGGGCUCGAGAACAUCCGGCCGUCGUUCAAGCGCUACAUGCAGAAGACCAUCAUCAAUGACCUCAAGGAAACCGUCUGCCGCACUUCCGAAACUGUUUUUGAUGAGAGCUCAAAUGCUCAAAUUCCUUUUGCUCAAUACGAAUUGCCGGACGGGAAAGUGAUCGAUGUGGGUGCAGAGAGAUUCAAGGCGGACAAGUGCAGCAUCUUCGGGGUCAACUCUCCGUCAGAACUGCAGGCGCUGCAUGAUUGCAUCAACGAGAGUGUCGGAAAAUGUGACUCUGACAUCAAGAAAGAUCUCUACGGAACUGUGAUAGUAACGGGAGGCAACACCUUGUUCCCCAUGUUCAAGGAGAGGCUGGAGCGAGAGCUGGCCGAGUCCAUUAGCCUUCUCAAGGUCAAGACCAUCUCCCCCAUGGCAACGACAGAAAGGAGGUUCAGCGUCUGGAUCGGCGGUUCCAUCCUGGCGUCCCUCGGCUCCUUCCAACAGAUGUGGAUAUCCAAGAAGCAGUGGUCGGAGGAGGGCGUCAGAAUCGUUCACUCCCAGUGCCCCUGA
Molecule: messenger RNA, 1323 nt
Organism: Guillardia theta CCMP2712
Lineage: Eukaryota; Cryptophyceae; Pyrenomonadales; Geminigeraceae
Exons: 20
Coding region: 1-1323 (440 amino acids)
Biological process (GO): regulation of transcription by RNA polymerase II
Cellular component (GO): SWI/SNF complex; NuA4 histone acetyltransferase complex
Molecular function (GO): chromatin binding
Source: RefSeq, a predicted model, not a curated record